Molecule: messenger RNA, 525 nt
Organism: Penicillium mononematosum
Lineage: Eukaryota; Fungi; Ascomycota; Eurotiomycetes; Eurotiales; Aspergillaceae
Exons: 3
Coding region: 1-525 (174 amino acids)
Source: RefSeq, a predicted model, not a curated record
AUGCUCGGACUUCUGCCUUACGGUGUACUGGCCAUUGCUUCUGUUGCAGCAGCAUACUCUCCUACAGUCUAUCUCAUUCGACACGGAGAGAAACCCAGUGAUGGAGGAACUGGAUUGAAUGCACAAGGAGUCCAACGUGCACAAUGCCUUCGCAAAAUUUUCGGCGAGAAUUCCGAUUAUAAUAUCACCCAUAUUAUGGCGCAAACACCUAAGAGCAAUGGAAAACGCGCCCGUCCCCGCGACACCGUUAAGCCGCUGGCUGGAGAUCUCGGUCUCACUGUGGAUACGUCUUGCGACCGGGACGACCCAGAUUGCGUUAAGGACUUUAUCGAUGACUACGACAAAGAAGGCAAUAUACUGAUUUGCUGGGAGCACGAUACACUGACGGACAUCCUGGAAACACUGGGUGUCGAUGAUGCGCCACAUUAUCCCGACGAUAGUUUCGACCUCAUUUGGACCCUCCCGGCGCCUUACGACGAAAUGUCUCAGGAUACUUACGAGGAUUGCCCCGAAUUGGAUGAUUAA